GAUAAAAGACGACCACAAAAGGGCACGGAAACAGAGAGAGUGGAGUAGGGAGUGUGUGUUUGUCAGUACUACUCAGCGCUCACGACUGAGCCACUGCUCGCACUCCUCCUCCGCUCUCUCUCUCUCUCUAAUUCUAAAUCUCAGUUCCUCGUGGCUGGGCUAGGGUUCGCUGUUUGGAUCUGCAGCAAUGGAGCUGGAAGACGAGUACCGAAGAAAAGAGCAGCUCGUGCUUGUGGCAAUUGUGGUCCUCGCCUCCCUCGCUCUCGUUUCUUUGCUCGUUGCUUUCAGCUAUUACUGCUACAUCAGCAAUAAGGUCUCGAAGCGCCUCAAGAUCCGCAAAAGUACGCCUCAUUUGUUGACGUGUGCUGGUAAUUCAAUUCUUGAAGGGGGUGAUUUUGAAGAUGGAGGUAGUUUUGCAAAUGUUAAAGAAUUUUCCACUGAGAAAGGGCUCCAAUUGUUCACCUUCAAGCAGCUACACUCAGCAACCGGUGGUUUUAGCAAGUCAAAUGUAGUCGGGCACGGUAGCUUCGGUCAUGUAUAUCGAGGAGUCCUCAAUGAUGGGAGGAAGGUUGCAAUUAAGCUUAUGGAUCAAGGGGGGAAGCAGGGAGAGGACGAAUUUAAAGUGGAGGUGGAAUUGUUAAGUCGGCUUCAUUCGCCAUAUUUGUUGGCAUUGCUUGGGUAUUGCUCAGAUCACAAUCACAAAUUGCUGGUAUAUGAAUUCAUGGCAAAUGGCGGUCUUCAAGAACAUCUAUACCCUGUUAGCAGUUCACAUUCUGUUAGCGUUAAGUUGGACUGGGAAACAAGGCUGAGAGUUGCUCUUGAAGCUGCCAAAGGUUUGGAGUAUUUACACGAACACGUAAGUCCCCCAGUAAUUCAUAGGGAUUUCAAGAGCAGCAAUGUCCUGUUGGACAAAAGCCUCCAUGCCAAGGUUUCUGAUUUUGGAUUGGCAAAGAUUGGCUCAGAUAAAGCCGGGGGGCAUGUCUCCACUCGAGUCCUGGGGACACAGGGAUACGUCGCCCCUGAGUAUGCGCUAACAGGGCAUUUAACAACCAAGUCAGAUGUCUAUAGUUAUGGGGUUGUCCUCUUGGAGCUGCUUACAGGCAGAGUUCCAGUUGAUAUGAAGAGAACUCCUGGGGAAGCUUCCAUUGUUUCUUGGGCUUUGCCAAGGCUGACCGAUAGGGAGAAGGUGAUGGAUAUAAUGGAUCCUUCACUGGAGGGUCAGUACUCCAUGAAGGAUGUGGUUCAAGUAGCAGCAAUUGCAGCCAUGUGUGUUCAACCGGAGGCGGACUACAGGCCGCUGAUGGCUGAUGUUGUCCAAUCACUGGUUCCACUGGUGAAAAAUUUUAGGACAACUUCAAAGAUCGGUAGCAGUUCUAGUUCCAGCGCUACCAAGUCACCUACACCACACGACAAUGCCAGUUCAGGAGACUGAAUCAAAGUGCAAGUUGUCUCUCGACGGUCGUUUCUUGUUAGCUAAUGUAGAUUUUAGACUAUUUUGAGCUGUUGUAAGAAAUCUAUAUCUGUAUGCUAACCGUUUAUUGUUUUCGCUGAAGGCAGUUACCGACCACGUCGGUGUCUCGUGGAAGGAUCCGAAUUCAUAGAAUGUGCAGUUGAUCCCCCAUUAGUUGUAAUGUAAUUAACGUUGGAAAUGGGGAAGGCUUUUUUUAGAUUGUAGGCUACCUGACCCUUAUUUUCAAAAUACAAAAGCUUGUAUUUGUAUUUGAAUUCAUAGAUUGUAGGCUUUAAGUGUAAUUGAUGGCUCUGUAAAAUAACUGUGUUGAACUGAUUGUUUGGACCAUAUAGUUGUUUUUUGUCAAAUAA
Messenger RNA from Momordica charantia (bitter melon), 1821 nucleotides. Lineage: Eukaryota; Viridiplantae; Streptophyta; Magnoliopsida; Cucurbitales; Cucurbitaceae. The record is from RefSeq and is a predicted model, not a curated record.